Molecule: messenger RNA, 1494 nt
Organism: Lethenteron reissneri (Far Eastern brook lamprey)
Lineage: Eukaryota; Metazoa; Chordata; Hyperoartia; Petromyzontiformes; Petromyzontidae
Product: disks large homolog 1-like
Biological process (GO): cell-cell adhesion; regulation of postsynaptic membrane neurotransmitter receptor levels; receptor clustering
Cellular component (GO): basolateral plasma membrane; neuromuscular junction; neuron projection
Molecular function (GO): protein kinase binding; ionotropic glutamate receptor binding
Source: RefSeq, a predicted model, not a curated record
AUGAAGAGACAGGGAGCUUUGUCUGUGUGUGUGUGUCUCUCUGUCUCUCUACAUUUUGUCUUGCAGGCAAAUCCCCCUCCUAUCAUCGUCAACGCGGACAAUCUGGAUUCACCGUCUUACCUCAACGGCAGCGAGGCGGAGUACGAGUAUGAAGAGAUCACGCUGGAGAGGGGGAACUCGGGGCUCGGGUUCAGCAUCGCGGGCGGCACCGACAACCCGCACAUCGGCGACGACCCGGCCAUCUUCAUCACCAAGAUCAUCCCCGGCGGCGCGGCCGCACAGGACGGUCGGCUCAGGGUGAACGACUGCAUCUUGCGCGUGAACGAGGUGGACGUGCGGGAGGUGGCGCACAGCCGCGCCGUGGAGGCGCUCAAGGAGGCCGGCUCCAUCGUGCGCCUCUACGUGCGACGCAGACGCCCGCUCAGCGAGACCCUCGCCGAGAUCAAGCUCGUCAAGGGGCCCAAGGGCCUUGGCUUCAGCAUCGCAGGCGGCAUCGGCAACCAGCACAUGCCGGGGGACAACAGCAUCUACGUGACGAAGAUCAUCGACGGGGGCGCCGCGCAGAAGGACGGACGCCUGCAGAUCGGAGACCGCCUACUCGCGGUGAACGCCAUGUGCCUGGAGGAGGUGACGCACGAGGACGCGGUGGGGGCUCUGAAGAGCACCUCGGACGUGGUGUACCUCAAGGUGGCCAAGCCCACGAGCCUCUACCUGUCGGACACCUACGGGCCGCCCGACGUCACCAGCGCCUACCCCCCCAGCAUGGACAACCACGUGAUGGGGCCCAGCGGGUACGGGGGCAUCCACGGCCCCCCCUCACCCUCCCGCUACUCCCCCGUGCCCAAGUCUCUGAUGGGCGACGAUGACAUGCUGAGCGGCCCGCGCAAGAUCGCGCUGCACAAGGGCUCGACGGGGCUGGGCUUCAACAUCGUGGGGGGCGAGGACGGGGAGGGCAUCUUCAUCUCCUUCAUCCUGGCGGGGGGCCCCGCCGACCUGAGCGGGGAGCUGCGGCGCGGGGACCAGAUCGUGUCGGUGAACGGCAUCGACCUUCGAGGAGCCACGCACGAGCAGGCGGCCGCAGCGCUCAAGGGCGCCGGCCAGACCGUCACAAUCAUCGCGCAGUACAAGCCCGAGGUCCCCGUCUCGCGGCGGCGGCGGCGGCGGCGCGGGAGAUCCAUCGGCCUCGUCGCGCACGAACUCCGCGCCGGCCCACGACCCCGCGUGCCGGAUCGAGGGGGGGGACCCCCGUUCGGGGGCCGUUGCUGCUCCCCCCAACUCGUCGGCCCCUUGGAGACGCUCGCGGCUGCCGCCCAGGUGGUGGCGGUGGCGGCGGCCAGCACGCCCAGGCACAGCUCUUGGGCGCUGCUCGCGCGGCGAAGCCUCGGGGCAGCGCCGCAGACGCCGCCGGGCUUGACGGCCAGCGCGGAGUGCAUCGCGGCAGCCUGGUCGCUCGCUCGCAAGCUCGGCUACUCAUCCACCCGCUCGCCCGCUUAG